UUUAAAUUAAAAAUGAUGAGUAUUGAUGAUAUAUAUUUAACAAAACCAAAAACAAAAUUAACAAUUGAAUCAGGAUAGAGUGAUGAUUUUACAUUUACUUGUGCCUCAAUGCAAGGAUGGAGAAAAUCAAUGGUAAUCAAGCUUAUUAAUCUUUUGUUUAGGAAGACUCAAUUAUCAAAGAAAAACUCUCAACAGGAGAAUAUUUAUUUGGAAUAUUAGAUGGACAUGGAGGAUUUGAAGUUUCAUCUGUAGUUUCCAAAUAUUUACCGCGCUUUUUAGAAUCAAAUAUUAAAUUUAGAAAUAAAUAAUAUGAAGAAAGUUUGAAGGAAUCAUUUAUUGAUAUUGAUAAAUGGUUAAUAACUUCUGAAGGACUUAAUGCCUUGGUAGAAGAAAGAUUUUAAAUGUCUGUUGAUGAUGGUAUUAUUAAAUUAUACGAUAGUGAUUAAAAACAUUAAAAAUUAGAAAAAGAAUUUCAACAAGCAAUUUUUUGAUAUUAGUGAAUUAGCUAAAUUAACACCAAAGAAAAUUGUAGAAUUAAUUGGGACUUCUAUUAUUGAUGAAAGUGGAACUACAGCAAAUAUAAUUCUAAUAACUAAAGAUUCAAUAUAUUGUGCAAACAUAGGUGAUUCUAGAUCAGUAGGCAUUUAAAAAGGGAAAGCUGUUAUUAUGAGUUUUGAUCAUAAACCUACUCAUGCAAUAGAAAGAUCAAGAAUUUGUUAGGCAGGAGGAUUUGUUGCAGAUGGAAGAGUUUGUGGUGCUCUAUCACUCUCAAGAGCAUUUGGAGAUUAUUAAUAUAAAGAUGAUAUGGUCAUAGCAAUACCAGAUAUUAGAGUUUUUAAAAAUGUUUAAAUGAUUUUUAUGGCUUGUGAUGGAAUCUGGGAAGGUUUAAAUGAUUACGGUGAAUACCUCACACAAAAAAUUUAUAAGAAUAUCAAAGAAUCAUGUAUUUUUACCUUCAUUUUGUUUAGCCGAAUAGAAAUUAAAAACUAUAAUGAAUUAAAUUUUAGCUCCUUCAAUGACAGAAGCUACUGUUUGGGGAUUGGAUAAUAUGUCAUGUAUCCUUAUAGAAUUUAAAAAUUAAUAAAUAAAAAACAAAAAAUAACCAUUAAAAAUAAAAAAAAAUAUUAAAAAACAGAAAAAAUGA
Messenger RNA from Paramecium sonneborni, 1144 nucleotides. Lineage: Eukaryota; Ciliophora; Oligohymenophorea; Peniculida; Parameciidae. The record is from the annotation of a GenBank genome assembly.